Messenger RNA from Cuculus canorus (common cuckoo), 3320 nucleotides. Its product is annotated as myotubularin-related protein 9-like. Gene Ontology annotation, biological process: negative regulation of autophagy. NCBI's taxonomy places the organism in Eukaryota, Metazoa, Chordata, Aves, Cuculiformes, Cuculidae. The record is from RefSeq and is a predicted model, not a curated record. The transcript is spliced from 10 exons. Bases 786 to 2582 code for a protein of 598 amino acids.
UCGCACGCUGAUGUCCCCUGCUCACGCCCAGCAGUUCCCUGUUGGCACCCUGAGGUCCUCUGCUUGCACCCCACCAUCCCUGCUGCCCCCAAAGACCCCUGCUUGCCCCCCAAGGUUGCCGCUUGCCUCCGGAGCGCCCCACCAGCCAGCGAGCAGAGCAGGUCAGCUGGGGGGGGGGGAGGAGGCAGGCAGAGCAGCUGCUCACCCUCCUCCUCCUCACCUGGGGCGCUGGGCAGGGGCUUCUGCUCCAGUGCCAGGGGCUGUGGGCACAGGCAGAGCCCCCGGGAGCUGGGGUGAGGCUGGUGCCGGGCUCAGGCAGGGGCUGGUGCAGCCCCAGCGAGGGCAGGAAAGGGCCUGAAGCUGCUCCCUGCGAGGCAGCAGUUGCAUUUUCAGUUGCAUUUUCAACAACCCCCAAAACUGGCAUUGCAAAAAACCCGCCAGCGGCAAAACUCCCCACCCUGCAGCGCAGCCAGCACAGGGCACGGGUCGCUGGCUCGGGGUCUGCCUGUGAGCCUGGAGCCGGCCAACCCCACUCGGCCCCGUGCCUCAGUUUCCCCAUCUGCAACGACAGCGUUGCCGGGGAGUGAAUUUGGCCUCGGUGCCCUGCAUUUUGCAGCGUGAAAGCUCCGUGUGCUGUGGGUGACAGUGUAAACACGAGGAGGAGGGCGAGGCUGCGGGGCCCGGCGUGACGCAGGGGGAAGAGCGGGUUUCCAGGCUGGGCCGCUGCAGGAUUUCCCCUUUCUCCCUCCAGCCCCGCUGCGGGUCCCUGCGGCCGCAGAACCACCAUGGAGUUCUCGGAGCUGAUCAAGACGGCGACGGUGGAGCGCGUGGUGCUGUCGCGCGCGGGGCUGCCGGCGGUGCGGGGCACCCUGUGCAUCACCAGCCACCACCUGCUCCUGUCCUCCUGCCGCGACGACCGGCCGGGCACGCUGGAGCUCUGGCUGCUCAUCCGCAGCGUGGAUGCUGUGGAGAAGAGAGCGCAGAACGUGGGCUGGUAUCAGCCCCCCCGGACUAAUGGCUCCCCGCGAGACACCAGGCUCGCCGGCUCCUCCGGCACCAUCACGCUCCGGUGCAAAGACCUGAAGGUGCUGCAGCUGGAAAUCCCGGGCAUGGAGGAGUGCCUCAAUAUCGCCAGCUCCAUCGAGACCCCAGAGCCCGAGGCUGGAGGAAGGAUGGCGCCUCUUCCCCCUCGAGCAGCACUUCCAAGAGAUCGCCUCGCAGGUGAGCCUGGAGGGAGAAACGCUGCUGGGCUGGCGCAGAAGCGACUCCCGCUCUGUGCCGGGCUGCCUGCCGGGGCCCGCGCUGCCGGGGAGGCACCAGAGGCAGCUCCCACCUUGCAUCUCCCCCAGACAAACCGGUGGCGGCUGAGCGAGGUGAACCAGGAUUUCACCACCUGCCCCUCGUACCCUCCUGCCGUCAUCGUGCCAGCGGCAGUGGACGAUGACAUCUUGAGGAAGGCUGCCCGAUUCCGGCAGGGCGGGCGAUUCCCCAUCCUCAGCUACUACCACCGCAAGAACGGCACCGCGAUGCUCCGCAGCAGCCAGCCCCUCACCGGCCCCAACCGAAAGCGCUGCCUGGAGGACGAGCUGCUGCUGGGGACAGUGCUGGACGAGGGGGAGCGCGGCUUCAUCAUCGACACGCGGUCAGCCCAGGCGGCGAAGCAGGCUCGGAUGACGGGGGGUGGCACAGAGCCCAAGUCCUCCUACCCCCAGUGGAGGAGGCUGCACCGGCCCCUGGAGAGAGGCCGCCCGCUGCAGGAGAGCUUCACAAAGCUGGUGGAAGCCUGCAAUGACACCUCGAUCAGUAUGGACCGGUGGCUGAGCCGGCUGGAGAGCUGCCGCUGGCUGAGCCACGUCAAGGCGGCGCUGAGCACCGCCUGCCUGGCCGCCCAGUGCAUGGACAGGGAGGAGGCCAGCGUGCUGGUGCACGGGGCGGAGGGGACGGACACAACGCUACUGGUGACGGCGCUGGCCCAGGUGAUCCUGGACCCAUCCUGCCGCACGCUGCUGGGCUUCCAGGGGCUGCUGGAGCGAGAGUGGAUCGAGGCCGGCCACCCCUUCCACCUCCGCUGCGCCCGCUCUGCCUACUCCCAUGCCCGGCUGAAGCAGGAGGCACCGCUUUUCCUCCUCUUCCUCGACUGCGUGUGGCAGCUGAGCCGCCAGUUCCCCUUCUCCCUGGAGUUUGAUGAGCGCCUUCUCCUCACCCUCUUCGACAAUGCCUACGCCUCUGCCUACGGCACCUUCCUCUGCAACAACGAGAAGGAGAGGUGCCUGUGCAAGGUGAAGGAGAGCACGCUCUCCCUCUGGGGCUGGCUGAACCAGCCCGCCGAGAGGAAGAAGUACCUCAACCCUCUCUACUCGCCCAACGCCUUGGUCAUCUGGCCCUCCGUGGAGCCACAGAGCAUCCAGCUCUGGCAGGGGCUGUUCUUCCGAUGGAUCCGUUCAUCCCAGUACCUGGAUGAGGCCUGGGCAGAGAUUCAGCGGUUGGUAGAAAGCAGCAAUUCCCCAGUCAACGAGAGCGCAGGGAACAGUCUGAGCCGGUCCCUCUCCAACGCUGCUGCUCAAGAGGACAAUGAAAGGUGAACGGCAGCGUGGGCAAUCCAGAUCACCUCUCACCCCAUCCCCGUGGGCUGCGGGGCCGAGGUGAUGCUGCAGCUUUCCGUGGGAAGCGCUGUGCAGGACACAGGCCCCACGGAGCCUGGAUGGGGACAGGGAUGCCCUUCUGCAGCCUCUGGGCUGUGCAGACAGAGCUUAUUUCAGUAAAGUGGUCUCUCUCACAGCCCACGCCUCUUUCUGCACUAACACAAACAGCCCUGCUCCCUCCCAGGCAGGCUCCUUCCCUGUGGGAUGUCAGCAGUACUCCUGCCUGGACCACUGGCAGAGCAGGAGGCAGCGUGUGGGGCUCGCGCCGCAGCAUGCCAGGAUUGCAGCCUCUGUCCGGCUGCCAGGCACAGGAAGCACAGCAAAAACUGAGCAGCAGAACACACUAAACCUGCAACACCCCCUCCACGAGCAGCACGCCGGCUGCAGCAGUUUAAGCAUUGCAUCAGUCGCUCUGAGCUGGGAGCCGGACCAGGAAUCUGCCCUUGAACCCAGUUUUGAGGAAGGAAAGAGAGAAACCACCCCUGCAGAGAGAGCAGGGUGAGAGGGCAGGAGGAGGAUCUGCAGCACCAACACAACAGUGCAGGAAAUGACUGUUCCAUGAGGAAAGUUGGCUGAGAGUCAGUCCAGCAAAUAAACACAGCACCGGCGCGUGUGGAAAACAAUCCCUGGCUGCUGCGCUCCGGCCUGUUCACACUCUGGGGCCGGGCCCAAGACAGA